Messenger RNA from Setaria italica (foxtail millet), 2258 nucleotides. RefSeq names its product IQ domain-containing protein IQM2. The record is from RefSeq and is a predicted model, not a curated record. The coding region runs from base 148 to 2025 and encodes 625 amino acids. NCBI's taxonomy places the organism in Eukaryota, Viridiplantae, Streptophyta, Magnoliopsida, Poales, Poaceae. The transcript has 9 exons.
CUCAGACUUGAAUGAUCCUCACUGUACUCUGAUCUCGAGGCCGCGUUUCAGUAGAGGAGUCAACCACGAGCCCAAGAUAAUUCGCAGUCACCUGCCGCUCCGGAGAGAAGAAGAAGGCGGGCGGGUGAUUUUGCUUUGCGUUCAGUGAUGGGGAUGCUCUUCUCCUGCCCCGUGGAGGAGGAGGACGUGCCGGCAGAGGCUGGCGUUCCAGCGCCGCCGGGCGGCGGCAAUGCCGGGGAGCCGGCGGUCCUGAUGGCGUCGCUGGGCUCCGGGAAGCUCCGGUUCGAGGGCUCCCUCAGCUUCAAGCGGGAGCAGCAGCAGCAGAGCCCCGGCGCGGUCCUGCAGGUGGAGGCCAAGAUCUCCGUCGCGUCGCCGCGCGCCACCGUGGCGCCCGUGCCGACGAUGAUACCUAGGGAGCUCGCGCGGACCAGGUUCGCCGACGCGGCGGUGGCCGCGUGCCCGGCGCCGGAGAGCCCCAAGCACGAGUCGGCGGCGGUGACGGUGCAGAAGGUGUACAAGAGCUUCCGCACCCGCCGCCGCCUCGCGGACUGCGCCGUGCUCGUCGAGCAGAGCUGGUGGGAGCUGCUGGAUUUCGCGCUGCUCCGGCGGAGCUCCGUCUCCUUCUUUGACAUCGAGAGGCAGGAGUCCGCGGUGUCCAAGUGGGCGAGGGCAAGAACCAGAGCUGCCAAGGUUGGCAAGGGGUUGUCCAAGGACGAUAAAGCCCAGAAACUCGCGUUGCAGCACUGGCUUGAAGCUAUUGACCCGCGCCACCGGUACGGCCAUAACCUUCACUACUACUAUGACUGCUGGCUGCGGUGCGAAAGCAAGGAGCCAUUCUUCUACUGGCUGGACGUUGGAGAAGGCAGGGAAAUUAAUCUUGAGCGGUGCCCGCGAUCGAAGCUUCUGAGCCAGUGCAUCAAGUACCUUGGUCCGAAAGAAAGAGAGGACUAUGAGGUUGUGAUUGAGGAUGGCAAGUUCAUGUUCAAGAACAGCAGGCAAAUCCUCGACACCUCUGGUGGACCGAGGGACGCCAAGUGGAUUUUUGUUCUAAGCACAUCCAAGAAUUUAUAUGUUGGACAGAAGAGAAAGGGCACAUUUCAGCACUCCAGCUUCCUCGCCGGAGGGGCUACAUCUGCUGCUGGCCGAUUAGUUGUGGAAGAUGGAGUUCUGAAGGCUAUUUGGCCUCACAGCGGUCACUACCGCCCGACUGAAGAGAACUUCCAGGAAUUCCAGAGCUUCCUCAAGGACAAAAGUGUCGAUCUUACUGACGUCAAGAUGAGCCCAGAUGAAAAUGAUGAGGAGUUCUGGAGCAGGCUCAAAAGCAUCCCCUCGGACUGCCGCGCCUCUGCUGACAAACCUGAAGAAGAUGAAAUUGUUGCAACUCAAGAUACCAACCCUUGCCAGGCGCCUCUAGUAAUUGAAGCCACUACACCUGAAGAAGUGUCUGUCCCAGAGCAUGAAGAAACCAGGACGAAUCCGAAACCCAUUGCGACUGUCGCGAGGCAAGAUUCAUCAGAGGACGCCGCCGAAAACGCCGAGACUUCGACGACCAGCGACCGUGCCUCAUCUGAAGAGGAGAACCACAACGGCGACGGCGACAACGCGGCCGUGCCGAGGGAGAAGAUCCUUCAGAGGAUCAGCUCGAAGAAGGAGACCAAGUCGUACCAGCUCGGGAAGCAGGUGUCCUUCAAGUGGACCACGGGCGCCGGGCCCCGCAUCGUGUGCGUCCGGGACUACCCGUCGGAGCUCCAGCUCCGCGCGCUGGAGCAAAUGCACCUGUCGCCGAGGAGCGGCGGUGCCGGCGCCGUCAAGGCGGCGUCGUCCCGGUUCGCCUCGCCGCAACGGUCCAGCAGCCCUAUGGCGAGGGGGCGGUGCGAGCAACUGACGCUGGGCAGCAGCGGCGGCAGGGCGGCGUCGUCCCGGUUCGCGUCGCCGCAGCGGUCCAGCAGCCCGAUGGCGAGGGGGCGGUGCGAGCCGCUGACGGCGAGGGAGGCGUUCCGGACGCAUCUGAUGGCGAGAGGAUGAUCAGAAGUUCAGAAUCAGAUCGGCCAUUCAGUUUCGAUGAAUGGAGUGACUUUUUUCUUGAGCGUUUUGGUGGGCCGGAUUGUGCAUAGACGAAAGAAUAAAAUGGGGAGUAAAAACUGCUCCCCGUGUAGAUCCUGUAGAGUGGUGAACAUACGUGAUCAACACAAAAAUUCUUUAAUUCUUUGUAACCCUGAUGAAAUAAUGCAAGGAGAAAUACAAAUUAUUUUACUUCA